Molecule: messenger RNA, 1271 nt
Organism: Antechinus flavipes (yellow-footed antechinus)
Lineage: Eukaryota; Metazoa; Chordata; Mammalia; Dasyuromorphia; Dasyuridae
Product: actin, clone 302-like
Exons: 1
Coding region: 45-1181 (378 amino acids)
Source: RefSeq, a predicted model, not a curated record
CAGUCCACAUUCAUGGCUCUCCAGUUUCCCAUCCAGUGGGGAUUAUGGUCUCUGAAAUAACUAAGAUUCCAUCUGCCAUCCUUGACAAUGGAUCAGGGCUGUGUAAAGUCGGCAUUUCAGGGGAGCAGAGUCCCCGAUUCAUCCAAGCCACAGUCCUAGGUUAUCCCCAAAAUAUCAUCCCCAAGGCAGAUACAGAGCCCAAGGCAUGCUAUGUUGGACAAGACGCCCAGGAUAAGAGAAACAUCCUCACGUUGAGAUAUCCAAUGCAACAUGGGAUUGUCACCUCCUGGGAUGACAUGGAAAAGAUCUGGAAGCAUCUGUAUGAACACGGCCUCAGAGAGCCCCCCGAGCUGAGACCCGUGCUCCUGACCGAAGCGCCUCUGAAUCCUCCCGAGAACCGAGCCAAGAUGAUAGAGAUCUUCUUCGAGACGUUCCAAGUGCCAGCCCUCUACGUGGCUCUCCAGGGUCUCAUGGCGCUGUACGCCACAGGGAAAAACACGGGCAUUGUUUUGGAUUGUGGGGAUGGAGUCACUGGGGUCAUCCCCAUCUACGAGGACCGCUGCCUCCUCCAAAGCAUGUCCAGGUCCGAUUUUGCAGGGAGAGAUGUCACCAACUACCUAUCCAGGCUGCUCUUGGAGAGAGGUAUCCACCUGGUGAACAAGGGCAACAAGGACGUGGUCACGGACAUCAAAGAGAGACUGUGCUACGUCAUCCCCGACCCACACGAACGAAAGAAGGCGACGACCAUCGAUUGCUCCAUGUACAAUUACAUCCUUCCCGACGGUCACUCCAUGCAAAUCGGGGAGGAGUUGUUCCAAGUCCCCGAGUCCCUCUUUCAGCCCUCGAAGGCGGGCUCCUCAUCUCCUGGGAUUCACAAAUUAGUCUUCAAAAGCGUGAUGAAAAGCAGCCACCACUUCCAGAAAGACCUUCUGAAGAAUCUGAUCCUGUCUGGAGGCUCUACCCUGUGCCCGGGGCUGAAGAAGAGGCUCUGGAUGGAGCUGGAGUCUCUCCUCAAAGGAAGCCCCAACGUCAACAUCACAGCACCCAGCGACCGCCUUUUGUCCGUGUGGAUCGGCGCUUCCGUCAUCACGAGUCUAUCCACCUUUGAGCAGAUGUGGGUCUCCAGAGCGGCCUACCAUGAGAUUGGCCCCGCGGUAAUUCAGGAGAAAUGCUUCUGGUGAGACGAGCAUCCCUGGACCACAGACAACAUCUAGAGUAUCAGAAAAUACACACAUUUCCAACCAAAAAAGACUGCAGUGUGUGUGGGUGAU